Eimeria tenella is the source of this 798-nucleotide messenger RNA. RefSeq lists its product as uncharacterized. The record is from RefSeq and is a predicted model, not a curated record. Bases 1 to 798 code for a protein of 265 amino acids. The transcript is spliced from 2 exons. Lineage: Eukaryota; Apicomplexa; Conoidasida; Eucoccidiorida; Eimeriidae.
AUGGCUAAACGCGGCAAAGCCGGAAGACUUCGAGGCAUUUCUUUAGGCCUCAAUGAUCGCUUCAAAGGGCCCCCUGAGGGGCCCCCUGAGGGGCCCCCCGAGGGGCCCCCCGAGGGGCCCCCCGAGGGGCCCCCUGAGAGGCCCCCCGAGGGGGCCCCUGGGAGGCCCCCCGAGGCCUCCUACCUUGGGGGGCCCCCCCAGGGUGAAGGCCCUGAGGGGCCCCCUGAGGCCCCGGGGGGCCCCCCUGAGGGCCCCCGGGGGACCCCCCUAGGGGCCACUGCAGCAGGAGAGCUCACUGUUGCUGCUGCAGCAGCAGGGGCCCCCUCAGGGGCCCCCACGAGGGACCUCACGACUGUAGCAGCACCAGCAGCAAGCAGAGAGGGAGCAGCGGGGGGCCCCCAAAAGGGUACUUCCCCCCAUCUCGCCCCAGGGGGGCCCCCAGGGGGGCCCACAAGGGGCCCCCCAGGGGGGUCCCUGAAGGCACUUGGGGGCACUGAGUGGCCCCGAGAAGGGGGGCCCCCAGGUCAAGCUGGAAGCAGCAGCAGCAGCUGCAGCAGCAGCAGCAGUAGUAGUACUAGUAGCAGCAGUAGCAGCAGCAGCAGCAACGGAAGUGAGAACAGUAUCAAUGGUAACAGCAGCAAUGGCGCCACCAGCAGCAGCAACGCUGGAGAGAGCAACAGUAACGGCAGCAGCAGCAGCAGCAGCAGCAGCAGCGACGUUGGCAGCAACAGGAGCAGCACCGCUGCAAUCAGCAGGGGCAGCAGCAGCAGCACAGCUACGAUCCAGCAACAACAGUAG